CACUGACAGACGAUGGAUGCCCACAAAAGCUUACCUUGAGCACUUUGUGUAUAAAUAUUAAAAUCAGGUAUGAAAUACUCUUUAAAGCAUCAUGUGUACAGUUAUAAGUUUAAUCUUAAUAAAAUACUGUUUACACUGGAUUUAUAUUAGCCAAUAACCUGCUGAACUUCCACCGUAUUUAAAUACUGUUUGACUGAUUUAAAAACGGUCCUUUUAAUAUCAUUUUCAUAAAUCAGGACUUUAUAUUCUGAAAAGUUAUAAUACUGAUUGAAAACCACAAUUUUUAAAUUUUCUCAUACACUAACACACUUUAUUAACUGAAAUAAACAACUGAUAACUCAAUGGUUUAAACUUGUAAAUUUGUUAUCUUAUCAGUGAUGGAAGUUCAAAAAUAAAAACGACCAAACUCCACAUAUCCAAUAUCAACAGCAAAACAUUUCAGUUUAAAAACUGUGAAACAAUUUGAGGAAUACUUUUUUUCCAAGGUAAAACAUGGCAGUCUCAGGAAAAAGAGCAUCAAAACAAUUUUCUUCAUCAACAACAUCCAUGGCAUCAGAUGAAGAUCUUCAAGUUUACUGCCAGCCUUGUGACGAGGAAGGAACUAGACUCCCUGCCCAUGGUUACUGCACUGACUGCAAGGAACACCUUUGCAACACAUGCUUUACAGCCCAUAGGGUAAACAAGUUUACCAAAAAGCAUACACUUCUGGAUGCAGCAAGUAUGCCUAAAGUUUUGCAGCAACCCUCAUCAUCCCUUCACACAGGUCUGUCGGAUGACUUGACCUUGCCAUGUUGUAAACAUCCAAAAGAAAUUAUCAAGUUCUACUGCUGUGAUCAUACAGAAUUUCUCUGCAGUGUUUGUGUUACCCUUGAACAUCAAGCUUCAUCCUGCAAAGUCAACUAUAUACCAGAUAUUUCUGGUGAUAUAAUAGACAGCAAAGAAUAUCAAGUUAUCUUGAAUGCAUUAAAUACCACUUCUGACAAAUUUCAACAGAUAUUAAAAGAUGUGAAGAACAUGACACACAAAUCAAACAGCUCUGUCAAAGAUGUCAUAGGAGACAUUAAAAAGUUUCGGCAAGAAAUCAACCAAAGACUAGAUGAACUUGAGAGACAGGUUGAAGAUGCAGCUAAAGUCAUAGAACAAGAAAACAACAAACAUCUACAAGCAGUAGAAACAGCAUGUGAAGAUAUAACCAAAUCUUUGAAGAAAUCAUCAGACAAAGUCAAACAGCUCAACAGAUCAAAACAAGCUGACAAACUCUUCAUUGAUUUGAAACUUGCGGAGAAAACAAUAAAAGAUAUGGAGGGAAAACUACUAAAACUCUCAUCAAAUGAUAUCAAAGAGCACAACUUUCAAUCAAAUGAUGUAAUGUUAAAUUUGUUUAAAACAGAGAAGUCACUGGGUACACUGACACAGAAAGCUUUAAAUACAGAAUGUCAACCUGAACAAAUAAAGUCUAGACAAUCUUCACAUGUGGGAAAUAUCUGUGUGAAGACAUUAAAAGAUAUAUGCAGGUGUUGGAUAACAGGGAUUACUCUGCUGUCUCCUGAUCUUCUUGUCAUCACUGACUACAAUAACAAUGCUGUUAAGAUGGUGGAUACCAGCAGUCAAUCUGUGUCUGAUCAACUACAACUAGAUUCUAGACCAUUUGAUAUCACCAGAGUAACCAGUACUGAACUUGCUGUCACACUUACUGACAAACAAACAAUACAGUUUAUAUCAAUCUCAUCAAACAAACUCAUAAAGAAGCACACUGUGAAGGUUGAUGAGGAAUGUCAUGGUAUAAGCUGCUAUCAAGGUAAACUUGUUGUGUCAUUUCUUAACCCUGCAAAACUUCAGAUCUUUGAUAUGAAUGGCACUGUACUGACAACAAUUGAUGGAAAAAAUAUUUUCAAAUAUCCAUGGUAUAUCACAUGUAACAGAAGUUCUAUCUAUGUAUCUGACAGGAGCGUGAAGACAGUAACAAGAUUAAACUGGCAAGGUGACGUGAUAGGUAGUUAUAGUGGUAUGAGUGAUCCUAAAGGAAUAUCACUGUCAGAUGAUGGUACUGUCUUUGUGUGUGAUAAUAUGAGAAAUGUUAUAGAAGAGAUAUCAGGAGAUUGUUCUACAGGAAAGGUGGUGCUGCAGGAUCUGAAGAGACCAAGGGCUGUAUGUUGGUGUGGAGAAAAAAAGAAGCUGUAUUAUAGCAGUUAUACUGGGGAUGCAAAAUAUGACAACUUCCUUCACAUCCAUAACCUGUCAUAGACUAGAACAGAAACUUAGUUGAAUUAAAUCAAACAAUGUCAGCAGUUUUUCAAUAUUAAAAAAAAAAUUGCGUCAUCCAUUCUUCUCACUACACAUGUUUUAAGUUUUGUCAGAAUUUUUUUUUAAUGUUAAAAUCUUAUGUUAUGAGUCAUUAAUGGUUUAAGCAAUCCUUUCUUAUAAAAGCUUUGGUGAGAAAUAAGGAAACCAGUACCAGUCAUGCCGGGAAUACAAGGAAUAACAAGAGCACCUCAAGCAUGUUAAUGCUUGUUCAAGGCAACAGCUAUCAACAAAGGGACAUAAUUCCUAAAAGGAUAAUGUCCCUGGUCAUACAAUUGUGCAUUGUGAUGAUAAUCAAGUAUUCAAGUUUCAUGUUGAUAUUAUUCACAGUUUUGAAAUCAUUCUACUUAAUAAGCAAUUUUGACAAAAGUAAAAAAGGGGCAUAACUCCAAAAGUAUAGCUUUAAGAAUAAUGCCACUCUAAAAAUGCUCGGUGUAUCAACUGUGCCUUGAUGACAACAACAACAACUACAAUUCAGCAAUCAAAAAAACCUUGAUUUUUUUUCAAAA
Molecule: messenger RNA, 2810 nt
Organism: Ruditapes philippinarum (Manila clam)
Lineage: Eukaryota; Metazoa; Mollusca; Bivalvia; Venerida; Veneridae
Exons: 2
Coding region: 493-2244 (583 amino acids)
Molecular function (GO): zinc ion binding
Source: RefSeq, a predicted model, not a curated record